Molecule: messenger RNA, 516 nt
Organism: Microthlaspi erraticum
Lineage: Eukaryota; Viridiplantae; Streptophyta; Magnoliopsida; Brassicales; Brassicaceae
Source: the annotation of a GenBank genome assembly
AUGACAAGAAGGUCCAAUCCAAAUACAACCAUUGAAGAAGAUCUUGACAUUGACCAACUUGAGCGCACACUUAGGCGACUAAGGAGAGAAAGAAUGAAUCCAGGCGGAGAAGGCGCGCCAAAUAGGCCAACAACCCGCCCGACCAAGAGAGGAGAGCCAAUGAUCCUCCUAAUCCAGCAGAAGCUAGAGCUGACCAGCCAGCACCGGCCAGAGACGUUCCUCCACCCAAUCCGAACGCGCCCGAUGCAGCUGAGCCGCUACAGCCACCUCUUAACCCGCCGCGACCACCACCGGCGUUUGCAAAUGGACAUCAUCGUCACGGUGACAACCAAGGGAUGCCUCAAGACCAACCUCACGCACCUCCAAGGAGAGUGCCAAACGCGCAGCAUCCAAGGCACCAAACUAUGGGAGACUUUGAUUCGUCCGAUGCUUUCUUUAUGGAUCGGAAUCCAAUCCGACCGCCUCUACCUCCAAGGAACGAUUUUGAGAUCAAACCGCAGAUCAUUGCCUUGGUGA